GGACUUACUAGUGGGGCCCUUCCUUUAUUAUGUACCAUGUUGUCCCCUCCAGCUGUGGUUCUGCACCCCUACAGCCUGCCUGUCUAUCCUCCAGCACCCCAGUGCUACUCUGGGCUGGUUCAGGGUAGUCCAGAUGCUACAGUACCACCUACUGAUGCCAUGACACAGACGUUUCCAGCCCAGUAUCCACCGCCACCACCCCAGGCCCGGCUCCCGCCACAAUACCAUCUCCACAGCACUCCAUCUGAGUACCCAUCUCCAACUGCCCUGGAUCAUAGCCUGCGCAUCUUCCCCGAGCAGGGCACAACGGCAUCGGAUCCGCUACCAUUGCCUCCACCUCCUGCUCAACCUGAAGAAAUCCCUGCACCUGAGCUGUCUCCAGAGACAGAGGAUGCAGAAAGUGAGGAGAAUAAAGCUCAGCCAAAGCGCUUACAUGUGUCCAACAUUCCCUUCCGCUUCCGUGACCCUGACCUGCGGCAGAUGUUUGGACAAUUUGGAAAAAUCCUCGACGUGGAAAUAAUCUUUAAUGAGCGGGGCUCCAAGGGUUUUGGGUUUGUCACCUUUGAAAACAGCCAAGAUGCUGACCGGGCACGAGAAAAGCUAAACAGCAGUAUUGUUGAAGGGAGGAAAAUUGAGGUCAACAAUGCCACUGCUCGUUUAGUCACCAAGAAACCCCCAGUGGCACCUCUGGUGAAUGGAUGGAAGAUCAAUCCUGUAGUUGGCGCUGUCUAUGCUCCUGAUCUGUACACAGUGGCAAGCAUCCCUUAUCCCAUGAUGGCACCUGCUGCUCUGGCCUACCGUGGAACUCUGCGAGGGCGUGGCCGAGCCACUAUCUAUAAUCCCAUUCGAGCAGCACCUGCCCCUACUCCAGUUCCAGCCUAUGGCAGCGUGCUGUAUCCGGAUGGUCUAUACAGUUCUGAUAUCUACGGUUAUCCUGCAGCAUACAGAAUGGCCCAGACACCAGCAGCUGCAGCAGCCACAGCCACAGCAGCAGCAUACAGCGAUGGGUAUGGACGGGUCUACACUACUGCUGAGCCUUACCACCAUGCAGUAACCCCUGCCUAUGGAGUUGGUGCCAUGGCCAGUUUAUACCGAGGAGGAUGCAAUCGCUUCACUCCGUACUGAAAGGACCAAGCACUGGGACUGAGCAACCAGGAAAUGUCCGUCAGUCGAUGGCACGGAUGUUGGGAUCCCCGUGCUGAGAUCCUUGUCUCUCUCUGUGUGAGUGUGUAUGGGUCUGUGUAUGAAGGAGAGAAUUAGACCAUUGGUGUGGAUAUCUCCCACCCAGCAAUACACUUGGUACUAGGGACUGCUCAGGAAUUUUCCCUGAUCCCAUAAGAAUUUUUAGCAUUAUUCACAAUUUGGGCAUCUCUUCUAUGUCUUCUGAUUGGGUAGAGACUAGCAGCUGGGCAGCACACCAAAUCAAAAUGCAGAUCAAACGGCAGACACACAAUCAUAGCUAAGUUAUGGGUCUUGAGCUCCACAGGUAUCCUAUUUCAGUUGUUAGACUGUGCUGAGGAAACUUUGGGGCUUGGGAACUCCAUUUUAUGUCUUGAACUCUAUCCAAAAAUUCUCUCAGCCAUAAGUAGAGAGGCUUCCAGUCUUUGUACUGGAUCUGGUGCAUUUUUAAAAUCUUGAUUGAGGUUCUUAUAAUUGUUACGGCCUCAGAUAAGGAUGGGAGCACUACCGUUUCACCUGAUCAAAUAUUCAAACAUUGUAAAAUAAUUGAUUUCCAAGCCUGUGGGGUCAAAACAAUAGAUUUACACAGUUUACACUAACCCAGUUUUCCCAUGAAACUUGGGAACUAUUAUUGGAAAUGACUGAAAAUAGUCAGUCCAAACUCUCUUGUGUUAAAUUUCCCACAGUUCCUGAGGAAGAAGACAAGAUAGUAGUUUCCCAGCUGAUCUCUAGAGGUGACAUGGAGAAAGAGUGGAAAAUAUGCCACUCUCUUGAGGUUAUUGGAUUCUAGCUCCAGACAUCUCUGGCCAUCGGCUGGGAAUUAUCUGGAAAAGACCACCUGGAGGGCCAUAUGCUGCCAUGUCACUUAGAUUCUUCUGCAAUUCUCUGCUUUCUCUCCUCAUUGCCUGUCCUUUUCCUGUGCUUUGACUGCUCUUUUAUAUUUUUCUCCUCCAUGCUAGCUCUCACUUGUCUCUCUCUUUUUUUUUUUUCUGUGUCCUUUGUAUUUCCAAUCUGCUUUGGGUGAGCUGAAACAAGAUUCUUUCGGUAAAAAUGAGAAUCAAGUUUUUGGCUUACAAAUGUUCCCUAUUUUUAUUCAGUUAUGAAAAUUUGUCAACGCGUUUUCAGAUCUCCUUUCUCUCCAGCCCACCCACCCACCAGUCUGGGAUGGCCAGGAUGUAGAAGAAACAGUUCUGUUUGCAGGAAUGACGCAACUUUACUUGCCUCAAGAGAAAAUAUCCUUUUCUAAGAGGCAAUUACUAAACAAGCAGGCAGUGCUUUUUUCAUAGUUCUUCAAUACCUCUCCUGUGCAAAACCCCUUUUUUAUGUCUGAGUUGAAAAACAAACAGCUCCCAUUUCCCUAUUUUCAACUGACUGGGCUGGGAGUAACAUCUUUUAAUACUGGCAAUAAGAUGCAUCCUCCAUUCAUAUUAAGGGCACAGGCUUCCUUACUGCGAACAGGGUCAGCUUCAAACAUUUUGUCAUUGCUUCAUUGUAUCCAGCAUGCCAUCAGCUGGUUUAUACUUCUGCGUAAAGUUAGGCCCUGUUGCAGAAGUUAAGUCCAUCUGUAUGGUAUAUGGAAAAGCAUGCCUAUGUACAGUGUAUGCAUUAUACAUUGUAUAUCCACCAUUGCAUCAAGUUUUCAACAUUUUUUGGAAAUGACAACGAUAUUAACUUUUACAUUGCAAUCUGUGCACUUAAAAAGACAUUUCUAAAAUAUUUUGGUAUGAACUGUGCCUCAUACUCUUAACAAUUCUGAAAUGUGGAACAAUGAAUGGGGAAGAGUUGUUAUUUUUAUAUUAAAAUAUGAAUAAUUUAGCUGGUAUACAAAUAAAUACUUUAUUUGUGGAUAUACAGGAAAAAUCAACAGAUUAGAAAUAUCGGAAACUUGAAAAUCACUGUUUGGGAAGUUUGCAUCUACUGACAUAUGCUGAUAUAGAUAUACACACGCAGGGAUGUUAUUUUAGGACGGAAGCCUAAGGACUUUUAAAAAUGCAUUUCUUUUUUUUUCUUUUUUUUAAGGAAUAUGUUUAAUCAUCAUUUUCUCUCAAGGGCUGUUGAUCCCAAAGCAGAAUCUAUUUCUGUUUCUGGCAGUUUUGCUUCACUGUAUUUUUGAAUUUAUGUUGCGGUGCUUCUCAAGUUCACAGUGCAAUAUCUCAGGGGAAAAAAACUUCUCUAUAUAGAUGCUUGUUUUCCUUUCUGCUGUUUCCACAUUACUGUAAUAAAAUCCUGAUCUGGCUAAUUUCUGUUACUCUCGCCUCUUCUUCUUUCUUUUCCUCCAUCUCUUUUUCUAUUGCUGCAUCCUUGUGCUUUCCCUUAUUAAAAAUGAUGCUCUCUUCAUUUCCACCAGGGAGGUUGAAGAGGGGAUGGCAGCCUGGCAGGGGGCUUUCUAAAAUGGGCAGGCUAAGAUCAGAAAUAGGCAUCAAUUUGGGGAAAUAUGGAUGAAAACAGAGAAAAGGCUAAUUUUAUUUUUAAAGCUGCAAAACAGUUUAGGCAAUGGUGAUAGCAGAACAAAAUAAACAUGUAACCUGUGAGAAGCAAUGCAUUUCUCAAAAGUGUUUCCUAAAAGCUUUAUGCCUGCCCCUGUUUAAAAAGAAUUGGCUGCUAAUACACACUUUUCCACUGCUUUUUUGAAGACAGGAAAUCCAAUGUAAUAAAAUAGGGUGAAUCUAUUGCCAUUUUUUAGAAUGGUCUCUCAUGAAGCCAUUGUUAAAAUGCUGUUGUUGUUUUUUACUAUAUCUGUGUGUUGCCUUGAGCACCCCAAGAUUUUGAAUAUUGUCCCCUGAUGAAUUAUGUUUAUAGUACAAAUUUAGUGGGCAAUUUUGGCUGAAAUCUUAGUAAGCAUAAAUAUAAGAGGAAAUGACCUAAUUAUUAAUCAAAUUCGUAUUCUGGUCAACUCCCAACUACUCUGGGUAUCUCACAGCAACUCAAAUAAGAAAAAUACAACAAUAACCAGAUUGAGAAUUAUGUGUACUUACGCACACACAAACAUACACAUACGUACAGAGAGAGAAAGAGAGAUUAAAAGAAUCAAAGUUAGCUUUUUUCUACUUGACCCAAUUCACUAUCUCAAAAAGCGAGUGGAGGGUAUCUUUGAUCUGAAGUGCUAUAAAUGUGAUCUGAAGUGCUAUUGUUUUUGAUUCCACAACCUAUUUUCCCUUCUAACAUGCUUUCCUUAAACUAAUAUUUUGUCUCUCCUUGUUUAAGAAAACUUUUCCUUGGUACAAUUGCAGUCUGAACUAAAAUCUCCUGUCUUCCUAGAAUCUAUUCCAUCUCAAUGCUGUUGAAAGGCUGAUCUUUCUCUUGGAAGCCCUGCCCAUGUUUCUGAAAAAUUAAUUCUCCAGGACAGUCACUCCUAUUAAAGAAACUGGGCUCCAAACAGUGGGACUUUUGUAUCUUGAGUUAACGGACUGGGACAAGAAUCUAUUGCAGUUUUAACUUACUGGUACCUUUAUUAUAAACUUAGGAGCCCUUCCUUCUUUCAUACCUGGCUAUCCUAGUACAGACUAGGCUAUAGCUGCAGGACAUUUGCUGCAUUUCAAGUAAAAAUUUAAUCCCUGCAAAGAAAACUGAACAUCCAUAGGAAUGAGAAAUAUUUUGUGUUAGGUUUUUUCCUCCUGUGCUCUUGAUACCUGGUGUCCUCCCAUAUGCAGGCUGAAAUGAGCACAGGAGCACGUAGCCCCUUCCGUCCACUGGAUUCUGCCCUCCCACUGCUACAUGGGCAGAUCAGAUUUGCAAAUGAGACUCAUAAAGUUUCAAAGGCAUUACCGGAACAUAAAUGCCACAGGCCUCUGUGACAUUUAUUUCUGCAUAAAUGAGCAUUGGGUGGAUAAUUUGAAAAAGGGGCUCCUUGCAUUUAGAAAUGCUUUUUUGUUGUGAUAUAGCUGUCCAAGAGAAUAACUGAUAGAUACCUAUUUCCUUUUGCAAUCUGGUUCUGCUCUAAUGUUAUAGUUGUGAAUUCCUUUGCAUGUCUUUGCUUUCCAUUAAGUUUUGCUCACUCUGAGGCCACAUCACCUCAUUCUUUGCUCCCCCCCCCCAUAGCUUUGUUCCUCUAAUGAUUUACUAUCAUACUUUUUCCCUCUCUUUCUCCUCUUACUGUUUUCCUAUAGCUUUGUCUCUUUCCUUGCUUUCAUGCUUUCUGUUUGUGUGCAUAGAUUCAUGUCACUUUUUUUUUUUUGCUUCUUUUCCUUUUUCAGCUGAGGUUUAAAUUAGACAAGGCACAGAAUAGACAUGGGUGGUUGGCUAUAAGGAGGAGAGCAAAUGGCCUGACUUUUCCCUCCUUUUUUUGUUGCAACCAGGGAGAUUUUUCUUCUCCUGCAGAAUGAAAGCCCCUCUUAAAAAGGACAUAUUUUUCAUUAAGUCAGCUUCUGAAUGGGAACAGCAGUUUGACAGUUUUCUUCCUCAAACCUUCUCUUUUACUAGUCUAUUUGGCUCACAGCCUCCCCAGGUAAAAUUUUAAAAGGGAUGAAAAGAUAUAUGUGACUGUGACUGGCUCCUUCCAUCACAUUUUAGUAUAGUGUAGUGUUUUGUCACCAAUAGAGAUAAAGAAGAAAAUCAUAUUGGCAGCAGCAGCCCCCCCCACCCUUUCUCGGAUUUUAUCUAUUGCUUAUAAUCCCCAGCUGAGGGGCUCACACAGUUCCCAGGUUAACCCACCAAAUUAAACCAUGGUUUGCUUAGCCACUGUUUAUUUAACUAACUACAAUUGGCUCAGUUCACACAACACAUGGACAACAAAGCUUUGUUUACAAUGUGCUUUGCGUAAUAACGAAGAUCAGACCAAACAAACUGCUGUGGUUCUGUGUUGCUUUCUGGUUUGUUCCUCAGCUUCUUGGAGUUUAGCUGCACUGUUUCUUCUCUCUGUGUGUUCUUUGAUUGCUUGCAGAUUCUUUCUGGUUUGGCUCUUUGCUUUCUUUGCUUAUUUUUUCACAUGUGCUUUCUUGCUUGCUAGCUAACUUUUCUCUCUACAGCUUCAUUUCUGAAUGCAUUUUUGGGUGAAUUCUUAGGUUUGGUAUCUUACAAUAUACCUAAUUAUAACUAUAUUAACUGCUGUAUGAAAGAAUGAGACUAUCUCUUGUUCAUCUUGGGACCUUGUUGCUAAGCCUGCAACUCUCAGCAUUCAUAAUUUGUGAUGCUGGUUGAAUGGGAGUUGUAAUUCAAGAACAAAGGGCUACACAUUCUCCAAUCCAUUUUAGAGCUAAGGAACUUUGAACACUUCCUUUCUUGCCAAAAUGCUUCUCGUCUUGGAGCAGGUUCUUCCUAUAGUCCAUAGGAACAAUCAGUAUUUAAAAAUGAAGUUUAGAAGUCAUUUUGUAUUGCACCAAAUUUAAAUAACCCUGGAAAUGUACUUGUGGCAUGUUUUUCUCUCUCUUUCUAGCUUUGCUAUAUGCUAUCCAGCUUGCUUCUCCCUGAACUCUCACUGCUUCUUCUUUCUUGCUCAGCUUCUCCUAGUUUCUUUUUUACUUCUGCAUUCUUGCCUUUUCUCUUUCUUUCCAGGAAUCUUCCCCUUUUCUUGAUCCCAUGUUUGCUUCCCUUGUUCCUCUUAUUUAGCAAAAGCACAGUGUAGAAUGCUUGUGUGUGUUUGUGUGUACGUACAUACAUAAUCUUUAUCUAUCUAUCUAUCUAUCUAUCUAUCUAUCUAUCUAUCUAUCUAUCUAUCUAUCUAUCUAUCUAAAUAUCUAAAUAUAAAUUUAUAUACUAUAAAUUUUGCUACCCAAAGUGACACUGGGCACUUUCUAAACUGUGGGAAGUACCUAUGGCUCUAUCAAAUGAGAUCUAUCUAGAUUUCAGUUAGUUUUCUGUAUGCCAGACUGGUUUUUAAUUUCACCAGUGGAGGAAGAUGGUGAUGGAAAUCCAGAUAUAUGUUUGAUGAUUUAAGCCUCAUUAUUGUUUUGUUUGCAUCUAUUUGCAGUCUUUUGACAGUGACAUGCAUGCAUGCCAGUGGUUGGUUGGCAUUUUGCAUGCAUUAGCCAGAUCCUACUGUUCCUACUUGCACCUAAACAUAACACAACAUGCUCUGGUAAUAUCUUCUUCUUGUCCCAUUUCUAAAGCUUUUGAUCAAACAAGGCAUCAAGUGCCUGUUGACUUGAGCAUUUAUAAUCUAAUGUUAGGAAUCCAAUAUGUCUAUGUAAGAUGUAAAAUUGAAGACAUGCAAAGACUGCAAAAUAGGACAUUUCCUGCCUGAAUGCUUAUGCUCUGGUAUUGUUUUCCACGUAAGAAAAGGUAGUGGGAGGAAACGUAUUUAAGGAUUUUUUUUCCCUGCAAAAAUCUCAAACACAUACAUUUAGGAGAACCUUAGGCGCUGCUAUGCAUGUCUCAAUGGAACUGCUCUACAGCAAUUAUGCUUGCUGAAACUGUGACUUUGCCCUCAUCUCUUCCCCUUGUUCAUCUCCAUGAAUAAGACAGGGAUGUUUCCCCCCUUUAGAUGCCCCAUCAAGUGCAACAUCAAAUUGGGAAAUCUGUCGUGUUGUUAUUUUGGAGGAAAGCCAGAUGGGCUGGCAUGAGCAGGAAGAAAGGCAACAGGAAGAAUAGAGACAGGCAAGGAGAAGAACCCGUUUUAUGCCAAUAUAACUUUCUGCUGCUUUACAGAUUGAGGGAUAGCAUUACAACUGAACAAUGGGGAAAGACCUACGUCUACGUCCAGUUCAGCUGAAAACAAUUUAAGCCAAUCUCACUCAUAGCCUGGAGACAAGAUGGAGGCAGUAUAAUGGGGAUUUGGUAUACACAGCAGCAAAAAAAAAAAAAAAAGACGUUACCAAGACAUGUUUGGUGACUGACUCACUGAUCUUUCUUCUUUUUUCUUGCUUAGGCUGAAUCUUACCCCCUCUAGUCUCUUAGCUGGCCAUUGAACGCUUGCUAUUCUUAACUGCAAUUUUCUUCUUGUUGCUUCUUUUUUUUCUUCUCCAAAAAGCUAGGCUUUUUACUUUAUCUAACCCUUUGUGAUGUAAAGAGAGAGAGAAAGGAAGCAUUUGUUAUCACGAAGGCAGAGCAAAAAUAAAUAAAUAAUAAUAAUAAUAAUCCGCCAUUUUAUCUUCAUGUUUUUCUGCUGAACUCUUCCCUUGUCUCUGAUUCUGUUCCUGUAUUGAAGUAAGCCAGCUGGAGAAGUCUUGAAAGAGCAGAAUGUGGGAAAAGAGAGCAAAGCAAAAUGAAUUACCAUACUUGCUUCUCCUUUACAUUCUGUUUAGUAAGGGACCAUUAUUCCUCACAAAUGAGAGGGUCGACUAGGCAAAGAAAUUUCCAUCUUGUCUGGAUUGUAAUUGCUGUGCUGGGCCUGCCUGCCACAUAUUUUUGCAUUCUUUUUUUUUCUUCUCUUUCUCUGAGUUGUGCUUGUUUUCAGUUUCUUUUUUUCUCUUUGUGGUUUGAGGAUCUGUCAGUCUAUCAGUAAUCCAAGAUAUAUAAUAAGUAGUCGAAAGAUACAAUCCAUCCUCCCUCCCUCCGUCUCUUCCUUCCUUUCCUCAUUUUCUCUUUUUUUCUUUCUCCCCCUCCCGCUUCCUUUCCUCCCUCCUUUACACUUUCACAGCAGCUCUGACAAGGGCUUCCCUGAUUGGACAGUACAAGACAAAAGAGUGACCACCUUUUAUGAAAUAGCAAUAACAAAUUCCGGGGAAGCCGAUAUUGAUUAAUCAUUAGGAAUUCUCCAAGUCCUACUCUUGGAUCAAAGUGAGGUUUUUUUCAAUAUCUCCUUCCCCAUCCUUGUUUUUCAAUUUCCUUAAUCUUUCCAUAUUAUAAAAAAAAAAACAGUAGCAUUAUGUGCACUCUUACAUGUAUCUCUGCUUCUCUUCCCCUUGAAAGAUGCAAUCCAGAAGCUAACAGUAAGGCAAUGGGUGUGUGCUUUGCAAUACAACUCACAUUUCUAGAAACCAUCCCCCCUUUGCUAACUGAGAACAACUGGAAUCGUAGUCCCAACACAGUUUAAAAAUGUUACAUUUCAUAGCCCAAUAAGUAUCAUUCUUCCCACUUUUGCCUUCUUCUUUUUCAUUAUCUUUUUUCUAUUCACAUAAUUUUGUCCCUCCUCUGCUGCUUGACUGCCGUGAUAUUUUAAUUUGGUCUUGUAGUUGGUACUAACGUUUAUCUUGUCUUUACUGAGGCCAUCACUUUUUUUCACUUCCUGUUGUCUGUGCCUAUAUUAACUUAACCGCUUGCUGACUUUACCUCUGCAAUACUGUGUAUGUAUUUUCUUCUUUUGCACACUUGUCUUGCUUGCCAUAUCUUCUUCUUUCUUCUCUCCUUAAAGCCUUUCCACCAUUUGCUUGUCAUGAUUUGUCUAUAUAUGUUCUAAUCAAUUUUGUCACUUCAUUGAGAAGCAGCUGCAAGUGGAUAUUUCUGUUCUGCUCUGUAACUAUGUGGCUUUUGUGCUAUUAUCAAGCUACCAUUGCUGCAUCAGGACUAAAGUAUUUUAUUAAUACUCAGAAAAUUAUUUGCAUUUAGAAUGUUCCUAUAUAUAGAAUCUAUAUAAAGCCCAGGUAGUUUCUUCUCUUGCCUGCCUUUUCUUCUCUCCAUCUUCCCUACACCCUGCACUGAUUUAAUUCUGCACUGAUUCCCCCCAAGACUUUCACUCAUGAUGCUCCAGUCAUCUGCUUUAAAUCAUCUCCUUAAUAAAACCAGCCUUGUCUAAAUCUAUAUUUUCAAAAUUCUUUUGAUCAUUUUCUGUCUGUAAUUGCAUUCAUACAUUUAUAUUGAACAGUGCUUUUUAAUAUUGUGUGAUACUGUGCUUUUUCCUUUUUUACUCUAGCUCUAUUUGCCCAACCAUCUGCACUCUGUUCGCUUAUCUUCCAUUUUUUUCCAGGGGUUGUCCUCAACUUUUUCCUACAACGUAAGAACUACUUUUAGAAUUAGUAUUCUUUUUUUCCUCUCUUUUGCUUCCUCUCUUUUAUUUCCUUGUUCGUGUUCUCCUAGUCUGUUUCCAUUUUUUUAUUAUCUCCCUUAGUAAGGCAACACUUGGGGUGGGGGAGGGAGGAACCAGCACCAGUGACAAGGAUGCUAUUGAUUUGAAUUAAAUUUUGAUUAAGUGUGGAGAAUAGAAUUAGCAUAAACUUAAUAGUGAAUGUGAAUUCAGUCGACAAAAACAACUUACUCUCUAUUCACUCUUCUGUUUUCAUUUUUUUGCUUUCUGCUUCUCUUGAAUGUUCAAAGCCAUUUCUCCUUCUCUAACCCAAUACAUUCUCUUUGCUUUUGCUCAGUUUCCUUUCUUUUCCUUUCCUUCCUUUCUCUUUCUCCUCUUUUUUCCUUUCUCUUCCUUUCUCCUUUCUUAUCUUUCAUAUUUCCUCUUUCUCCCCAUCUUUACAUACUAAUGAAAUAAGAGUUGAACGGCCUUGUUGAAUGGCCAAAUUCUUGUGGACUUUCGAAUUUACCCAUUUUGCUUACUUCCAAUUCCUGAUCUUUGCUUUAAAAUUUCUGUCUUUUGCUUAUUCACUUCCUUCUCUGUUCAUGGACACUUGCUCGUUCUUUCUUUUUAGUACAUUUCUUUUCCUUUGCACUGAUUCUUCAUGCUUACCUGUUUUUGUUUGUGCCUUCAUAGAGACUAUGUUUUCCUCUUUCUACCCUCCUUCUCUUUGUCCUCUGUCUCUCUUCUCUCUGUUGAUUCCAUUCCAUUUCUCAAUCUUUCUACAUCCAUCUACCUUUUUGGCUUUAUUCAUCUCAGAGCUCUGGCAAUCCUGCAAUGAAAUCAUUUUGGUUUGUGAGCUUUACAGAUGUAGAGGCCAUUAUAUAAUAUGUAUUAUUUCAAUUUCUGCAGCAUAUAAAAGAUUAGCUACUCUGUGCUUGAAAGUCUUCCAGGACACUUUACCCUAUAGUCCUAUCUUGGUGAUGAUCCUGCUUCAAUGGCCAAGGGCUCUAAAGACAUAAUUGAUAUAUUCAUAAUAAUCUUACUUGUGAAUCUUAAGACUAGUUGAGCUUUUGUAUGACUACAGUCUACUUCAGGUACUUGGAUGCUAAUGUUAAUCAUUUUAUUUUCUGAUACUCAUCUAUUUUUUUCCUCUUCUCUUUUCUCCCU
Notechis scutatus (mainland tiger snake) is the source of this 11164-nucleotide messenger RNA. RefSeq names its product RNA binding protein fox-1 homolog 1-like. Lineage: Eukaryota; Metazoa; Chordata; Lepidosauria; Squamata; Elapidae. Gene Ontology annotation, cellular component: nucleus; cytoplasm. Gene Ontology annotation, biological process: regulation of alternative mRNA splicing, via spliceosome; nervous system development. The record is from RefSeq and is a predicted model, not a curated record. Gene Ontology annotation, molecular function: mRNA binding.